Molecule: messenger RNA, 2268 nt
Organism: Naegleria lovaniensis
Lineage: Eukaryota; Heterolobosea; Eutetramitea; Acrasida; Naegleriidae
Exons: 1
Coding region: 1-2268 (755 amino acids)
Biological process (GO): peptide metabolic process; proteolysis
Cellular component (GO): mitochondrion
Molecular function (GO): metalloendopeptidase activity
Source: RefSeq, a predicted model, not a curated record
AUGAAGCAAAGUGUUCGAGCCUCGCACCUCUUGCGCUUUCCUCGUCAUCACCAUUUCAUCGGAUCUACUUUUUCCAAGAUACAUAACAAUGCUCUUCAUCAUGAAACAUUCCACAAUGUUAAAUCAUUGAUCAAAAAUAAUUUAUUUAAUCCGCAAUUUUUAUACAGAACUUAUAAUUCCAAAACAACUACAACAAUUCCGAACUUUGAAGUUUUAUUAACUGAAAAUGAACAACCUUCGAACUUUGCGUAUAAACAUGUUUCGGAUCCGUCCACCGGUUUAAUUGGAUUAAACUUAAAGUCUUUGGAAGAUUUCCAAGUUUUAAUGCGAAAUGCUCAUAAAAAUUGUGAUGAUCUACGAAAUAGUAUUGUGAAUUUGAAAGAAGAAGAUUGUGCUUCUAAAAAAGACUAUGCUGAAAAGAUUUUGGACAUGUCUGAUGAAAUUUCCAAUCAACUCUGUCUAUUUCUUGAUGCAAUGGAAUUUAUUCGAUGUGUUGAUCCUAGAACUGGUUUUAGACAAAAGGCUGAUGCAGUACACACUGAAUUCUCUCAAUAUCUCCACAAAUUAAACACAGAUGUGGUUUUGCAUCAGAAAAUCUUGAGCGUAGUCAAAGACAAGUCGCUCGUUGAUACUUUAGAUCAAGUUCAAGAGAGAUGUCUUCGCUUACUUCAAGAGGAUAUGGAAAAACAUGGUGGUGUCCAUCAACAAAAAGAAGAAGACAAAACUGUUCAACUAAGAUCAUACAUGGACACUUUGUCCUAUUUAUUCAGUGAAUCUGUAUCCAAGUACAACAACCUUGAAUCGAACGAUAUGAAAUUUAUUGAAGUGAACCCAGGUGAUGUGUUAUUCAAGAAAGGAGCCAAAUACUUGUUUAAAAGUGAUAACAAAUUUUAUGUCAAUCCCAGUUAUUAUACAAAUUUAUUAGUGAAUCAGAAAGAUGAAGCCACUCGAAAAAUGAUUUAUCAAGCCAAAUUCUCUUCUUCGGAAACCAAUCUUUCAAUUUUAGAUGAGCUACUUACUGCCAGAGACGCAUUUGCCAAAGAGCUCUCUUAUCCAUCCUAUGCGCAUUGGUUUUUACAUGAUCAAUGUGCUCGUACUCCAGAAAAUGUAAUCCAUUUCCUCACCGACCUCUCACAAAGUAUAAAACCAAAGGUAGAACAAGAGCUGAAAGUUUUGAGAGAAAUUAAGAAGAGCGAUGACAUUUAUGAAUGGGAUCUUUAUCAUUUGAGAAGUAUUGCCGUUCAAAGGAUUGAAUCACCAUCCGUAUUUGUUUCUGACUAUUUUCCUCUUCAUAAGGUGAUGGAAGGAAUUUAUCAUAUUUGUUUGAGUUUAUUUGGAGUACACUUGGAACCAAUGAAAUUGUCAUCGGAUGAGUCUUAUCAUCCAAGUGUUAGAAAGCUUGCAGUAGUUCAUGAAACAGAGGGAUUACUUGGUUAUAUUUAUUUGGAUCUUUUCAGUCGGGAAUCCAAGAAUGUGGAGGCUGCCAAUUUUAGUAUUCGAUGUGGAAAAACAACCAUUCAUCAAAAACCAGUGACAGCCCUUGUGUGUAAUAUUGAUCCAACAGUGGUGGAUAACUUCUCUGCGGAUCGUGUGUAUCUUCUCUCUCACUCUGAAGUCACUACUAUCUUCCAUGAACUUGGACAUUCUCUUCAUGUGAUUUUUGGACAAACACCAUACCAAAAUCUAUCAGGUACCAGAACGAGUAUUGAUUUUGUAGAGACACCUUCACAAUUCAUGGAACAUUUUGCAUGGGAUUAUAGAGUCCUUCAAACAUUUGCAAGGCAUUACAAGACAGACGAACCAUUACCACUUUCUCAGUUUGAAUAUUUGAAGAAACGAAAGCAAAUGUUUACUGGGCUGGAUAUUGAAGAGCAAAUCAUGUUUGGUCUUAUGGACAUUACCUUCCAUUCAGGAUGGCCUAUGAUAGACUCUGUGACAAGAACCAAAAAGUCAACCUCGCAAGUUUUUGCCGAGUUAAAACAGAAAUAUGCUUCCAUUCCAUGCUGCGAAGGCACAUCCUAUCCAGGGCAAUUCAUUCAUUUCAGCAAUUAUGGAGCUGGAUAUUAUUCGUAUCUCUAUUCCAAAGUUUUUGCUGACCACAUGUGGUACAAAUUCUAUCAUCCACUCGAAAAUCCUUUGAACAGAGAAGCAGGAGAAAAAUUCAGAAAAGAGGCGUUGUGUGGUGGAAGUAAGGAUCCAACCUUAAUUGUCCGAGAUAUGCUUGGAGAAGAGCCAAAUCCUUCCUAUUUCUUGAAGCAGUUCGAUUAA